This is a messenger RNA of Labeo rohita (rohu), 344 nucleotides long. Its product is annotated as complement C3 alpha chain-like. Bases 30 to 344 code for a protein of 104 amino acids. The transcript has 5 exons. NCBI's taxonomy places the organism in Eukaryota, Metazoa, Chordata, Actinopteri, Cypriniformes, Cyprinidae. The record is from RefSeq and is a predicted model, not a curated record. Gene Ontology annotation, cellular component: extracellular region.
UAGGAGCCAUUACAAGUUACGACUUCACUAUGGAUUUCAUCUACAAAAAUGAUACAAUCAAUGCCACUAUGACUAUCCUGGACAUUGGCUUACCGACUGGAUUUGAUGUUGAUGAAAAUGAUCUUAAAGCGUUGUCUACAGGGAAGGACAGAUAUGUUCAGCAAUAUGAAAAUAAUGAAGUGCUGUCAGAGCGAGGAUCCCUCAUCCUCUACGUAAAUAAGGUUUCUAAUAAAGAGAGAGAAAAAAUUGCUUUCCCAAUGCACAAGACACUUAAUGUGGGUCUGCUACAACCUGCUACAGUCACAAUAUAUGAAUAUUAUUCACCAGUUCCAGAACUUCUCUGA